AUGUCUGCUCAACUUAUCAAAUCAUCUUACGGCAAAGCCAAUGUCAAGUUUCUCAAGGUGAAGAAGAGUGAGGAGAACCCAAAGCACCAUGAGAUCAUCGAAGCCAACGUCCAAGUGCUUUUGCGGGGAGGUUUUGAUGAAUCCUACACUAAGGCUGACAACUCGCUGAUUGUGCCCACUGAUACGGUGAAGAACACUAUUUUGGUCGAAGCUAAAACCACUGACGUUUGGCCCAGUGAAAGAUUUGCUUGUCACUUGGCUAAGCAUUUCACUCUUAAGUACUGCCACGUCGUGGGAGUUGAAGUCAAUAUCAUUGAACAGAAAUGGGGACGUAUUCAAAUGUCAGAUGGCACUGAGCACCCCCACUCCUUCCAACACCAAGGACCUGAAACUAAGCGGGUGUACUUUGACUAUGACAAGCUUACUGGUCAGAUCAAGAUCGUGUCUAGCAUUAAGGACUUGACGGUGCUUAAGUCGACGGGGCUGGAAUUCCAUGGCUACAAUGAAUGUGAUUACACCACCUUGAAACCUACUUGGGACCGGAUCUUACUGACUGACGUUGAUGCUCAAUGGGAAUUCGACACUACCCAGAUGCCAACUUUGCACGCGGUCUUUAGAGCGGCCAACCGUGGGGUGUUCGACCAGGCCUACGACGUAGCUCGCAGAGUGACAUUGGAAACUUUCGCUACUGAAGUCCUGGCUCUGGUUCAAGCCACGAUGUACAACAUGCUGACUCAAAUCCUCGCGGAAGUUCCUGAGAUCAAGGAAGUGCUGUACGCUUUACCCAACAAGCACUUUAUCUUGUUCAAUUUGGAGUGGAAGGGUAUCGAAAACAAUGACGACUUGUACUACCCCGCGUCCGACCCCAACGGUUACAUCAAGCUGACCGUCGGCCGCAAGACUGGGCCCAAGUUGUAG
Diutina rugosa is the source of this 918-nucleotide messenger RNA. Its product is annotated as urate oxidase. Bases 1 to 918 code for a protein of 305 amino acids. The record is from RefSeq and is a predicted model, not a curated record. Gene Ontology annotation, cellular component: peroxisome. The transcript has a single exon. Lineage: Eukaryota; Fungi; Ascomycota; Pichiomycetes; Serinales; Debaryomycetaceae. Gene Ontology annotation, biological process: urate catabolic process; purine nucleobase catabolic process. Gene Ontology annotation, molecular function: urate oxidase activity.